Plutella xylostella (diamondback moth) is the source of this 2167-nucleotide messenger RNA. Lineage: Eukaryota; Metazoa; Arthropoda; Insecta; Lepidoptera; Plutellidae. The record is from RefSeq and is a predicted model, not a curated record.
UAAAAAGAUUAUUGAUAAACAUUUGCCUACUUAUUGUCUGUCAGAUAUUCAAUAGUUGUCAGUUGUAUUGUAUUAUUUCAGUUACAUUAUUUUUCUAUUCAUGGCCGGUUUGCUAAGAACAAUGGGUGCUGAAACUAUCUGGUUGAAUUAUUUCUUAUUAUGUGCAUGUGUGUGUUUCAGUCAAGGAACAGAAAUGGCUGCACUGAGUCCCCUAGAUCCAUCAUCUUUUUCACAUCCCGAUUUAACAUCUCUGAAGCAUGCAUCACUUCGUCUAAACAUUGAUUUUGACAAAAAAACACUGUCAGGGUCAGUCCUGCUCGACUUCACAGUAAAAUCAAAGAUUGACAAUGUUAUACUGGAUGUAAGUGAUUUAGAACUGGAAUCAGUUGGUUUGCCGAACGGAACUCAGCUGUCCUACAGUCUGGGUGACCCUAUCCCAAAUUUUGGCUCCAAACUUACUAUUAGUUUGCCAAAAAGUGUAAACCCAGAUGAAGAGUUGAAAAUUAAAAUUGUCUACAAAACAUCCCCAACUGCAUCAGCUCUGCAGUGGCUGGAACCGAACCAGACAUCCGGGAAGCAGCACCCUUAUUUAUUCAGUCAAUGCCAGCCAAUCCACGCCCGUUCCAUCCUGCCAUGCCAAGACACGCCGGCGGUCAAGUUCACGUACGACGCGGAGGUGACCGCCCCGGCCGGGUUCACCGUACUUAUGAGUGCGUUGAGGACCGAGGGUGCGGGAGCCACUUCGUUCCGGCAGCCCGUGCCGAUCCCGUCAUACUUGCUGGCUAUUGCUGCGGGCCGGCUGGAGGCUAGGUCGCUUGGACCCAGAUCGCUAGUAUGGUCAGAAAAAGAAGAAAUAGAGCGCAGCGCGUGGGAGUUCGCGGAGACUGAGCGGUACCUGGCGGCGGCCGAGCGGCUGGUCGGGCCCUACGUGUGGGGGCAGUACGACCUGCUGGUGCUGCCCCCCUCCUUCCCGUACGGGGGGAUGGAGAACCCCUGUCUGACGUUUGUGACGCCGUGUCUUUUGGCUGGCGACAGGAGCCAAGCGGACGUCAUAGUCCACGAGAUCAUGCACAGCUGGACCGGCAACCUGGUCACCAACCGCAACUUCGAGCACUUCUGGCUGAACGAGGGCUUCACCGUCUACCUCGAGAGGAAGGUGGCCGCUUCCCUGAUUGAGGACAAGGUCACAUCGGCCAAGAGCAGAGACUUCCACAGUCUGCUUGGGUUGAAUGAGCUGAAGGAAACUGUGGAAGUACUAAAGGACACAAGCGCCCUCACUCGCCUCGUCCCAGACCUAACAGGCGUGCAUCCAGACGACUCUUUCUCAAGGGUUCCCUACGAAAAGGGAUCCCUAUUCUUACGCUACCUGGAAGAUUUAACCGGGGGACCUGCGGUAUUCGACGAGUUCCUCCGCUCCUACCUGGACCACUUCAAGCGUCAGUCGCUAGACACGGAGCAGUUCAAGCAGUACUUACUGGACUACUUCAAGUCUCGGCCGGCGCAGGCGCAGGCUCUGAGUCAAGUGGACUGGGAGACCUGGCUGCAUGGCGCUGGCAUGCCGCCCGUUAUACCAGCUUACGACACGUCUAUGACGAAGGUGGUGAACGAAGUACUGUCUCAAAUGGCAGAGGAGCCCCUCCCUGCCGUGGUGUUCGAGAAGGCCUCCGCCUUCACCCCUCACCAGCUGCUCCUGUUCCUGCAAGAGCUCCUCGACCUACCCCCUCUAUCGGUGGAGAAACUGAACCAACUCGGAGACAAACUGAAGUUAAACGUCAGCAAAAACUCAGAAAUACAAUACCGCUGGGCUAGACUGUGCAUCAGAAGCAAAGACAGCACAAAACUGCCCCAAGUGUUGGAGUUCCUCAACUCUCAAGGCCGCAUGAAGUAUGCGAGACCUAUUUACCGUGACCUCUAUGCGUGGACGGAAGUCAGGGACCAGACCAUAGAGAAUUUCUUGAAGAACGAACCAUUCAUGAUGCAUGUUUCGGCGUACACGCUAAGAAAAGAUUUGCAUUUACGAAGCGAGGUUGUGCAAACUAGCUCCUAGUCUUCCAGCAAAGCAUUUAUACCUACACGAAGCAAUCUUGGCCUGCCUUUUAAUGUAAUCUGAAGAUGAUUAAUGAAUUAUAAAUAUAUUUACUCUUAGAUAAACAUAUUUUUUUGUUAA